This is a messenger RNA of Pimephales promelas (fathead minnow), 2300 nucleotides long. It is a transcript of the gene dnajc3a, whose product is annotated as DnaJ heat shock protein family (Hsp40) member C3a. Gene Ontology annotation, biological process: protein folding in endoplasmic reticulum. Gene Ontology annotation, molecular function: protein-folding chaperone binding; misfolded protein binding. The record is from RefSeq and is a predicted model, not a curated record. Gene Ontology annotation, cellular component: endoplasmic reticulum. Lineage: Eukaryota; Metazoa; Chordata; Actinopteri; Cypriniformes; Leuciscidae.
AGAGAGACCCACGAUUAGUGGGCAUGAUGUCUGCUGGUCUGACAGCUAUGCGAUUGUCCAGCGUGUCUUUGGUCUUAGGAACUUUAUACAAUAGCCUAAAUCAGUGAUUUGACGCAGAAAAUAAGAAAACAUGGUUGCCGUAAGCCCAGUGGCGCACAAAUUGCUAAGCUACGUUCCUUUUUUACUAGUUUUGAUCGAUCUUCGAUACGAAGGAGUUAAUGGUGGGAAGGAUGGUGGUGUUGAGAAUCAUCUGGAGAUGGGGAAGAAGCUUCUGGCUGCAGGACAGCUGGCUGAUGCUUUAUCUCACUUCCACGCUGCUGUUGACGGUGAUCCCCAAAAUUACAUGGCAUACUAUAGGAGAGCAACUGUGUACCUAGCAAUGGGAAAGUCAAAAUCUGCACUACCAGACCUCAGCAAAGUCAUUGAACUUAAACCAGAUUUCACAUCGGCUAGGCUUCAGAGAGGAAAUCUACUGCUGAAACAUGGCAAACUUGAUGAAGCAGAAAAUGAUUUCAAAAGAGUGCUCAAAUCAAACCCAAGCAAUGGAGAGGAGCAGCAGGCGCAGAGCCAGCUGAAAAAAUCUGAUGAAAUUCAGAGACUGGUGGCCCUGGCACAGAGCGAUUUCAACCGCAAAGACUACAGCUCUGCCACAUCACACCUCGACAUCAUCAUUGAUACGUGUGUUUGGGAUGCGGACUCCAGAGAGAUGCGGGCCGAGUGUUUCAUUCAGUUGGGUGAAAUGGGCAAAGCCAUCAGUGACCUCAAGGCUGCUUCAAAACUCAAAAGUGACAACACUCAGGCUUUCUACAAGCUCAGCACCAUUUAUUAUAGUCUGGGAGACCAUGAGAUGUCCCUCAAUGAGGUGAGGGAGUGUCUGAAACUGGACCCGGAUCAUAAGCAGUGCUUUAGUCACUACAAGCAAGUUAAGAAGCUCAACAAACAGAUACAGGGCGCUGAAGAAUUGAUCCAGGAGCAGAAGUACAGUGAUGCAGUUAAUAAAUAUGAGUCCAUUAUGAAGACUGAACCAAAUGUUCCUCAGUUCAUACUUAAUGCCAAAGAGCGCAUGUGCCACUGUUUGUCAAAGGACCAACAAACUGCUAGAGCCAUCUCAUUGUGUAGUGAAGUUCUGAAUGCAGACCCUCAUAAUGUGAAUGCUCUGAAAGACAGAGCCGAGGCCCUCCUCCAGGAUGACCAAUAUGAAGAAGCCAUUAAGGACUUUGAGAGUGCUAAAGAACAUAAUGAGAAUGACCGGCAGAUCAAGGAGGGUCUGGAGAGAGCACACCGGCUCCUCAAACAGUCCAAGAAGAGGGAUUACUACAAGAUCCUGGGUGUGAAGAGAACUGCCCAAAAGAAAGAGAUCCUGAAAGCAUACAGAAAGUUGGCGCAGCAGUGGCAUCCAGACAACUUCCAGGUUGAAGAAGAAAAGAAAAAGGCAGAGAAGAAGUUCAUAGACAUCGCUCAAGCCAAAGAAGUUCUCACCAACCCAGAGAUGAGGAGUAAGUUUGACCAGGGCGAGGAUCCCAUGGAUCCAGAGAGUCAGCAGGGUGGGGGACAUCACCAUCACCACUUCCACGGUGGCUGGGACAACUUUCAGGGAUUUAAUCCUUUUGGUUCUGGGCCAUUUAAUUUCAAAUUUGGCUUCAACUAAGGCUUGACUAAAAGGACCUAGGGCCUGAAUAUGUGCUAAAAUCAGCCAAUAGGGACUGGCACCUUCUGACCCUUCCCGCAGGCAUGAAUCCGAUAUGACGAGCUCCUUGAAACAAGCUGUCAAGUGAUCCUGCUUGCUCACUGUUGUUCCUUGAAGCACUUCCUCUACUUUCAGGGAUCUUACAAUCCAGAACACAAGGUUAUUCUUCAAGCAACGUCUAUACGUGUUGAACGUUUCAUUCCUGAGUAUAAUAUGUACAUAGAAAAUUACAUUAUUUUUCUAUGAAUCAAAUAAUGAUGUAAAUAAUUAAAUAAAGAGAGAUGAAUGCUUAUUUAAAAGAAUAGGUUAUUUUUGCCUGGUUUUAGACACCGUAAAAAGACAAGUUGACAAAAAUAUUUUAUUCCUGAGAAAAUCCACAUCCUUGAACAUCAAGGCAUAGAAGCAAACAUGUACAGAGACAAUGAUUUGAUAACAAUAUAAAUAAAAUGGGGAAUGUAAAAGAUCCACCUCAUUACCUAGAGAUUGUUUUGUGGAUUGGAUCUGCAGUUGACAAACUUUGUCAGCAGUGAAUACAGUAAUUUGAAUUCCCAUUUCCAAUAAUGGUUUACAAUUGUGUAAAUUUUAUUUUGGAAAUAAAACUAUAUGAACUCUA